ACAUUAUUCGGGUUUGUGAGCAUAUAAAGUGGGUGAGAUUUCUUCAGGAGCUGAUGCUGAUGUCCUGACCCGCUGGAUCAUGGCUGAGAGUCCACAGGAGCGCAGCCCAGGGGUGUUGAGUCGCAUCGGGAGCUGGCUGUCGUGGGGUUGGGGCAGAGAUGAUCCCACGUCCCAAACACAGCAAGAGGAGGACCACGGAGAAACCAGAGCAGACGAGACAGAUCCCGCAGAGGCGAGCCCAACCCUCGACCGGAAUGCCAAACAUCUGAGACUCGAACGCAGUCGGUCGCUUGAGAGGAGAAGGCCACCUGAACUCUUUGAACAAAUGGGACGGAGGAGAUCUGGCAGGAGGAGGCGGAGCUCUCACGGAGAUGGGGGCGGAGCUAAAUCCCCAACCAAUCCCCAACCUGAAAGCCCUGAAGCAACCAGUUUGACGAGCGGCCCGCGGAAAGCAUGCGCUGACUCAGCUUUUGAGGCGGCAAACAGCCUUCCAGGAGCCUCCGGAGCAGAAGUGCCAAACUCAGGUAACCGUGAGGAUGUCGUCCGAGAGGAAUGGGCCCAAGCGAGCCUGAGCGAAGACGCUGAUUUGCCGAACUCGCCGGAUUCGCUCGUCCAAGCGGCGCUGGUUUAUUCAGAUAUGGACGAGGAACGGGUGGUGAGGCUGACGGAGAGCGCCGAAUCCAAACGCAGGAGCAUCAAAGUGUCUCACAGCGAGGUGGUCUUCGCUAAAAAGGUGGUGGUCGCCUCGGAGGACCAAAAUGAAGAACAAAAUCUGACUUUUAAAGACACCAAACGGCCGAGAUCUGAUGAAAGAGCCAGAUUUCCAGAGGACAGAGUAGACGGCACCAAUGUAAAGUCCAGUCAUCACAAGGCCCGAAUCGCAGACAAAAUCAGUCUGUUCGAGAGAGGAGCCACCAGUGCAGUUAGUAGCUCCACAAACCUGCUUCGCCUGGAUAUUUCUCCAGCUCGAAAUGUGGCCAGUCGUCUCAGAGAUUUCACAGAACAUGCCGGAACGCGGUCCAGUUCUGCACCUCCAAACCAAACGGUUAAAGAGAGGGCGAAGAAUCUCAGCGCGGGGCGAAGGGGGGAACAGAAGCUGACGUUGCCGUCUGGUCGUACGUUGAACGAAGGACAUUCAAAAACGGCUGAAAUAUCUUAUUCUGGACGUUUUGAAAAAUCUACAGCAAAGACGGAUACCAGCGGAGAGCCAAAGGUUAAAUCCAAACCUCAUUUAACUAUAGAUCAAACAGACUCUAAAUCCUACAAUGCAACACCUGCAUUGUUAGAGAGCACAAGUGACUCAAACAUUGGGAAUAAAGAGGCAGAUUCUCUCCCGACGGUUUCAUCACCUACUGAUGAGACACCGCAGGUGAAAUCACCAAACCGGACAGGCACGCGAUCGAAAAAACGUCGAGGCAAAGAUCUGCUGAGCCCCACUAAACAAGAAAUGGGUCAAGGUAAACAGGAGGUCAAGGACAACAAGGACAAACCUCUUGUAGAUGCAAGAGACGUGGUAAAGACCACAGAGCCGAGCACUUCUAAUAAAGAAAGACCCAACUCUGCUGGGGAGGUCGCAAGCAAAAAACCUACAGUUCCUCCGAAGUUGGAGAAAGCAGCAGAAAUUAUGCAAAGCACAAAGAAAAAAUCUGACUCAAAGAAGACUUCACAUGCUGACACAAAAGUUCCUACAGAAGUGAAAAGCAAGGAUGAGGAGAGAGGGAAUAGCGGUGACUUUGAAGCACAGAUAGUGGCUUCUGAUACACAUCCUUCUAUAUCCAGAAAGAACAGCUCAAAUAAAGAGAAGAUACGGACCGACAUCGACUCAAAAAUGAAAGAGAAACAAAAAAACAGCAACAAAAAGCAGUGCUCAGAAGGAGAGCAGGGAGACGAGCAGAGGAACAGAGACUUGAUUGUAAACUCAUUGUUUGGAGAGUCAGGGAAACCAGAUCCAUCUGUGACAAAACAUGAAAAACCACCGUCCCCAGAUGACCUGAAGGAGGCCAGAUCUAAAGACUCCUCUGAGCCAGCCAAUAGCAGCGCUGCACCCUUUAGGAAUGAUGCCAUGCGAAACAGAGGGAGUGAGACGGAUACGCUGGUCUUACCUGAGAAAGACACCACUGCGUUUGUGUCUAAAGCGGAAAACACCCCUGAAAAUAACUCAAAAUCGGCACAAAGACUGUCAAAGAUUAACCAAAAGAGUCAAGAAAAAGACUGUUUGACUGAGAUUACCAGUCAGAACCAGAAAUACGACCUUGUUACAGAAACAACUGAGACACACAAACAUAAUGAAGUCAAUACAUCAAAGCCAACCGAGCAGAAAGUAGAAGGUAAAUCAAAACAAGGUAAAUCAAAGGACACCUCUGCUGUGAGACAGGAAGACACAACAAUUAUGGCAACCAGUCAAGGCAAAGAAACUCAGACUACUGAGAAAAACUCUUGCGCUGAAUUGUCCGAUCAGACUAAAGAAAACACCACUUCUACAAGCAAGACACCGGCAACACCAAACCCUGCACUGGACCAAAAUGACCAAAUGGACAGCAUAAUUUCACCUCAAAUUGCACCUACAGAGGGAGGCGGUCCCAAAAGAGAUGGGCCGCCCCCACAGAGCCAAUCAGAGAGCGGAGAAGAACAGAAGACACAGACGGUAUCUAGUAAAAGGGAUUUGCAACAACAAAAGCCUGGCACUGAAACUAAAAAGGGAGGCACCAAAGAAACCAAGAGUAAAAUCACCAGCACAGAAACGACAUCCAAAGUGAAUGGCGAUAUACACUCUGUAGAGACAGGAGAUCAGUUAUCUGACAGUCUUAAGCAGUCUGGAGAAGAAAUACUUGGAAAUACCUUACCUGAAAUACCAUCCAAUAAUGAAAGUCUAUCUCUGAGCUCAUUUUCAUCCGAAGCCACUGAAGCAUCCACCGAGCAGUCUGGCCAGGUCAGUAAAAAGUUUACCGCUAAACCAGCCUCAACAGAUGAUACGGCCUUCAGUUUACCAGCCUCAAGUGAUAACAACAACACAACUCUAUCAAACUCAGCUAAUAAAAAAACAACUAAUGAAAAGACCACUCCCCCAGCAGCCUCACCCAAUGCAACAACCACACCUGAAAAACCAACAACUAUCGAAAAGACCCCACAAGCCUCAACCAAUGAGAAAACCUCCACUUUACCUGCCUCAACUGAAGGAAAGACUACACCUCCACCAGGAACAACAACUGAGACAAUCUCUGCUUCAUUAGGCUCCACUGAUGACAAGAACAAAACUCUGCCUGCCUCAACUAAUGAAAAGAACAAAACUCCAUCAGAGUCAGCUAACAAAAGGACGACUAUCGAAAAGACCACCUCCCCACAAGCCUCAACCAACGAGAAAACCUCCACUUUACAUGUCUCAGCUAAAGGAAAGACUACACCUCCACCAGCAACAACAACUGAGACAAUCUCUGCUUCAUUAGGCUCCAGUGAUGACGAGAACAAACCUCUGCCUGCCUCAACUAAUGAGGUCAUCUCCAGUUUACCAGUCUCAACUAAUGCAAAGACAACACCUCCUUCAGACUCAGCUGAUAGAAAGACAACUGAUGAAAAAGAUAUGUAUCUACUAGCAUCAACUGAUGAAAAGCUCGCACAAUCACCAGCCUCAUCUAAUAAAAAGAAGAAGCCUCCACCAGCCUCAAAUAACGAGACAAUCUCUGCUUUGCCUGGCUUAGGUAAUGAAAAGACCACACAUUCUGCAUCAUCAACCGUUGAGUCUACCUCCACUACAUUAGGCUCAGGUGAUGACAAGACCACACCUCCAUCAGACUUAACUAAUGAAAUGACUACAACUCCACCAGCUUCAACUAAUGAAAAGACUACGUCUUCAUUAGACUCAGCUAGUAGAAAGACAAAUAAUGAAGAGACUAUGCCUCCACCAGCCUCAACCAAUGAGACAACUAAUGAAAAGACCAAACCUUCACCAGCUUCAACUAAUGACAAGACCACACCUGCAAAAUCCCCAACUAAAGAAAAUGCUGCACCUCCACUAGCUUCAACCACUGAGACAAUCUCUGCUUCAUUAGGCUCCAGUGAUGAGAAGAACAAACCUCCACCAGUCUCCAUUGAUAUCACUGCUAAAAAUGAAAGGACCACGCCACUACCAGCGUCAUCCUCCUUCCCAAUAACCUCUAUCAAUGGAGAGAAUAUAACUCCACUUCCUUCAUCCAAAGAAAAGACCAUAUCACCAUCAGACUAUGACAGUGGAAAGACCACACCUUCACCAGAAUCAGUUAAUGAAAAGCCCUCAGCUCUUGAAGUCUCAGCAAAACAGAAGAUCUCCUCCAGUAAAUCUAAGGAUCCAUCCACAAGAAAAAAGGAAUUCGUCCUCAAACCCUUUCUCCUUCCACAAAUCCCAACUGCACCCGGCAGCUCCUCCCAGAGCAGGGACUCUCCAUCUAGCUGGCUUGAUGUGGAUCACCAACGUCCUAUAAGAAAGAAGCUGUUGAUUUCGGAACCUAAGCUCAGCUCCUCUGUGAGUGAGACCAACCUCCUGAACACAUCGGGAGAGUUUGACCCAGAUGACUUCAUUACAAAUGUGAAACGGCUAGCAAUGCCGUUCAAUCUUCCUCAACGCAAACAUAACAAACAUCGCCUGCAAACACCUCCGUUUGCCAUGCCUGCCAUCAAAGAAGACCGCUUUGAGAAGCCCUUUGAUUCGGAGGAGUUCCAGCAUGGCUUGAGGCGAAGGAGGGAAUUCAUUUUGGAUCUGGCACCCAGUUCGAUAUCCAAGAGUCAAGCCACAAUAGUCAAGGAGGCGGACACUAAACCUAAGCGAGAGAGCAUCCUCACAAGGUCCCUGAUCUUCCAGAGAGCAAGGAAGGGGUCUGAAAAAGAAGAGGGAGAAAAAGAGGAGGGAUCAGAUGAGAAUAGAACAGAACCACUGAAGGCAACGUCUCGUUUGGAGAGGUGCUCAAUUGUCAGCAUUCUACGCAGUCCCAGCAAAGGGAGACGAAUGGAGUUUUUAAGCCCCACUGAGUGUCCUUCAGAUGGGCUGUUAUCACCAAGCGAUGGUUCUGGGUCUACAGCACCUCCACAAUCACAACUAGCACCAACUACAGAACCACCUAAACUGGUCCCAGUAGAGCAAACCCUAGCUAAGAAUGACAGCCGUGGUACCCAGUCUGGUUCUCAGGUUAUUCUAAAACCUAGCAAGGACAUUGGGCUUGCCGUGAUACCUGACCUCAAAGCAACUUCAAGAGACCCCACAGUCACUCUUUUAACAGACACUAACGCUCCCUCUCCUCCCAAAGGUACCCAGACUAGUUCCCAGGUUGUACCGAAACCUACGAAAGAUGAUGGACCUACCCUGGCACGUGACUUGAAAACAAAUUCAGCAGACCCUCCAGUCACCAUGUUAACAGACACUAAUGCUCCUCCACCUAGUUGUACCGAGUCUGGUUCCCAGGUUGUUCUAAAACCUACCAAGGAUGAUGGACUUGCCAUGACACCUGACCUCAAAACAACUUCAGGAGACACCACAGACACUAUGUUAACAGACACUAAAGCUCCUUCUCCUCCCAAUGGUACCCAGACUAGUUCCCUGUUUGUACCAAAACCUAUGAAAGAUGAUGGACCUACACUGACACCUGACUUGAAAACGACUUCAUUAGACCCUCCAGUCACCAUGUUGACAGACAUUAAAGCUCCUCCAACAUCUAGUUAUACACAGUCUGGUUCACAAUAUGUUCUAAAACCCAUCAAGGAUGAUGAACCUGCCAUGACACCUGAUCUCAGAACAACUUCAAGAGACCCCACAGUCACUAUGUUUACAGAAUCUAAUGCCCCACCACUUCUCAUCAGUACCCAGACUGGUUCUGAUGUUGUUCUGCAACCUGAUGGACCGACCCUGAAAACAACUCCAGUAGAUCCCACCGUCACUAAAGUAAGAGAUGCUAAUGCUCCUCCGCCACUUCCUUCCUUUGAUGACAUCAAGUUGCCUAGUUUCCUGGAGGAAUUUCUUCCAAAGGAACCUGAAAAUGCUCAACCAACAAAUAAGAUCGACCCACUGGUGGCUAGAGAAAGUGCUUUCAUACCUGGCCUAGUGGAUCUGAAUAAGGCUGCUGAUGGGAAGAUCCCAGAAGAUACGAUUCCACCGGCACCUGUAGUUCCAGCGGCUCAAAUCCCUCAAGCUAAACCUCAGAGAGAACUACCAAAUAUUCCAGCUGCUCGCGGAAUCCACCGGCGACCUGGAAAGAUUGUGAUAUUUGAGCACCAUCAGUUCAGCGGUCAGUCCUUUGAGUUCUUCAGGGAUCAACCUGAUGUCACUCACAUGCAACUGUCCAGUGUCAUAUCUAUUAAAGUGGUCAGAGGAUGCUGGAUACUUUAUGAGAAACCAGGAUUUGAGGGACGAUGCAUCGCUCUGGAAGAGGAAGGAGUUAUAGAACUGCCCAAUCAAUGGGCAGAAGAGGGUGAAGAGACAUCUGUGGUCAUUGGCUCAAUUCGACUGGCUAUCAGAGACUACACUCCUCCCCGGAUAGAGCUGUUCACUGAGCCCGCUGGCAGGGGCAGAAGCUCUGAGUAUGUGGAUUACACAGAAGAAGUGGGCAGUUUCAGCCAUCCUCAGAACACCGGCUCUAUUAAAGUCCACAGUGGUCUUUUUGACCUUUAUUCUUUGAUAUUUUACAGAUUUCCAGAGGACAGAGUAGACGGCACCAAUGUAAAGUCCAGUCAUCACAAGGCCCGAAUCGCAGACAAAAUCAGUCUGUUCGAGAGAGGAGCCACCAGUGCAGUUAGUAGCUCCACAAACCUGCUUCGCCUGGAUAUUUCUCCAGCUCGAAAUGUGGCCAGUCGUCUCAGAGAUUUCACAGAACAUGCCGGAACGCGGUCCAGUUCUGCACCUCCAAACCAAACGGUUAAAGAGAGGGCGAAGAAUCUCAGCGCGGGGCGAAGGGGGGAACAGAAGCUGACGUUGCCGUCUGGUCGUACGUUGAACGAAGGACAUUCAAAAACGGCUGAAAUAUCUUAUUCUGGACGUUUUGAAAAAUCUACAGCAAAGACGGAUACCAGCGGAGAGCCAAAGGUUAAAUCCAAACCUCAUUUAACUAUAGAUCAAACAGACUCUAAAUCCUACAAUGCAACACCUGCAUUGUUAGAGAGCACAAGUGACUCAAACAUUGGGAAUAAAGAGGCAGAUUCUCUCCCGACGGUUUCAUCACCUACUGAUGAGACACCGCAGGUGAAAUCACCAAACCGGACAGGCACGCGAUCGAAAAAACGUCGAGGCAAAGAUCUGCUGAGCCCCACUAAACAAGAAAUGGGUCAAGGUAAACAGGAGGUCAAGGACAACAAGGACAAACCUCUUGUAGAUGCAAGAGACGUGGUAAAGACCACAGAGCCGAGCACUUCUAAUAAAGAAAGACCCAACUCUGCUGGGGAGGUCGCAAGCAAAAAACCUACAGUUCCUCCGAAGUUGGAGAAAGCAGCAGAAAUUAUGCAAAGCACAAAGAAAAAAUCUGACUCAAAGAAGACUUCACAUGCUGACACAAAAGUUCCUACAGAAGUGAAAAGCAAGGAUGAGGAGAGAGGGAAUAGCGGUGACUUUGAAGCACAGAUAGUGGCUUCUGAUACACAUCCUUCUAUAUCCAGAAAGAACAGCUCAAAUAAAGAGAAGAUACGGACCGACAUCGACUCAAAAAUGAAAGAGAAACAAAAAAACAGCAACAAAAAGCAGUGCUCAGAAGGAGAGCAGGGAGACGAGCAGAGGAACAGAGACUUGAUUGUAAACUCAUUGUUUGGAGAGUCAGGGAAACCAGAUCCAUCUGUGACAAAACAUGAAAAACCACCGUCCCCAGAUGACCUGAAGGAGGCCAGAUCUAAAGACUCCUCUGAGCCAGCCAAUAGCAGCGCUGCACCCUUUAGGAAUGAUGCCAUGCGAAACAGAGGGAGUGAGACGGAUACGCUGGUCUUACCUGAGAAAGACACCACUGCGUUUGUGUCUAAAGCGGAAAACACCCCUGAAAAUAACUCAAAAUCGGCACAAAGACUGUCAAAGAUUAACCAAAAGAGUCAAGAAAAAGACUGUUUGACUGAGAUUACCAGUCAGAACCAGAAAUACGACCUUGUUACAGAAACAACUGAGACACACAAACAUAAUGAAGUCAAUACAUCAAAGCCAACCGAGCAGAAAGUAGAAGGUAAAUCAAAACAAGGUAAAUCAAAGGACACCUCUGCUGUGAGACAGGAAGACACAACAAUUAUGGCAACCAGUCAAGGCAAAGAAACUCAGACUACUGAGAAAAACUCUUGCGCUGAAUUGUCCGAUCAGACUAAAGAAAACACCACUUCUACAAGCAAGACACCGGCAACACCAAACCCUGCACUGGACCAAAAUGACCAAAUGGACAGCAUAAUUUCACCUCAAAUUGCACCUACAGAGGGAGGCGGUCCCAAAAGAGAUGGGCCGCCCCCACAGAGCCAAUCAGAGAGCGGAGAAGAACAGAAGACACAGACGGUAUCUAGUAAAAGGGAUUUGCAACAACAAAAGCCUGGCACUGAAACUAAAAAGGGAGGCACCAAAGAAACCAAGAGUAAAAUCACCAGCACAGAAACGACAUCCAAAGUGAAUGGCGAUAUACACUCUGUAGAGACAGGAGAUCAGUUAUCUGACAGUCUUAAGCAGUCUGGAGAAGAAAUACUUGGAAAUACCUUACCUGAAAUACCAUCCAAUAAUGAAAGUCUAUCUCUGAGCUCAUUUUCAUCCGAAGCCACUGAAGCAUCCACCGAGCAGUCUGGCCAGGUCAGUAAAAAGUUUACCGCUAAACCAGCCUCAACAGAUGAUACGGCCUUCAGUUUACCAGCCUCAAGUGAUAACAACAACACAACUCUAUCAAACUCAGCUAAUAAAAAAACAACUAAUGAAAAGACCACUCCCCCAGCAGCCUCACCCAAUGCAACAACCACACCUGAAAAACCAACAACUAUCGAAAAGACCCCACAAGCCUCAACCAAUGAGAAAACCUCCACUUUACCUGCCUCAACUGAAGGAAAGACUACACCUCCACCAGGAACAACAACUGAGACAAUCUCUGCUUCAUUAGGCUCCACUGAUGACAAGAACAAAACUCUGCCUGCCUCAACUAAUGAAAAGAACAAAACUCCAUCAGAGUCAGCUAACAAAAGGACGACUAUCGAAAAGACCACCUCCCCACAAGCCUCAACCAACGAGAAAACCUCCACUUUACAUGUCUCAGCUAAAGGAAAGACUACACCUCCACCAGCAACAACAACUGAGACAAUCUCUGCUUCAUUAGGCUCCAGUGAUGACGAGAACAAACCUCUGCCUGCCUCAACUAAUGAGGUCAUCUCCAGUUUACCAGUCUCAACUAAUGCAAAGACAACACCUCCUUCAGACUCAGCUGAUAGAAAGACAACUGAUGAAAAAGAUAUGUAUCUACUAGCAUCAACUGAUGAAAAGCUCGCACAAUCACCAGCCUCAUCUAAUAAAAAGAAGAAGCCUCCACCAGCCUCAAAUAACGAGACAAUCUCUGCUUUGCCUGGCUUAGGUAAUGAAAAGACCACACAUUCUGCAUCAUCAACCGUUGAGUCUACCUCCACUACAUUAGGCUCAGGUGAUGACAAGACCACACCUCCAUCAGACUUAACUAAUGAAAUGACUACAACUCCACCAGCUUCAACUAAUGAAAAGACUACGUCUUCAUUAGACUCAGCUAGUAGAAAGACAAAUAAUGAAGAGACUAUGCCUCCACCAGCCUCAACCAAUGAGACAACUAAUGAAAAGACCAAACCUUCACCAGCUUCAACUAAUGACAAGACCACACCUGCAAAAUCCCCAACUAAAGAAAAUGCUGCACCUCCACUAGCUUCAACCACUGAGACAAUCUCUGCUUCAUUAGGCUCCAGUGAUGAGAAGAACAAACCUCCACCAGUCUCCAUUGAUAUCACUGCUAAAAAUGAAAGGACCACGCCACUACCAGCGUCAUCCUCCUUCCCAAUAACCUCUAUCAAUGGAGAGAAUAUAACUCCACUUCCUUCAUCCAAAGAAAAGACCAUAUCACCAUCAGACUAUGACAGUGGAAAGACCACACCUUCACCAGAAUCAGUUAAUGAAAAGCCCUCAGCUCUUGAAGUCUCAGCAAAACAGAAGAUCUCCUCCAGUAAAUCUAAGGAUCCAUCCACAAGAAAAAAGGAAUUCGUCCUCAAACCCUUUCUCCUUCCACAAAUCCCAACUGCACCCGGCAGCUCCUCCCAGAGCAGGGACUCUCCAUCUAGCUGGCUUGAUGUGGAUCACCAACGUCCUAUAAGAAAGAAGCUGUUGAUUUCGGAACCUAAGCUCAGCUCCUCUGUGAGUGAGACCAACCUCCUGAACACAUCGGGAGAGUUUGACCCAGAUGACUUCAUUACAAAUGUGAAACGGCUAGCAAUGCCGUUCAAUCUUCCUCAACGCAAACAUAACAAACAUCGCCUGCAAACACCUCCGUUUGCCAUGCCUGCCAUCAAAGAAGACCGCUUUGAGAAGCCCUUUGAUUCGGAGGAGUUCCAGCAUGGCUUGAGGCGAAGGAGGGAAUUCAUUUUGGAUCUGGCACCCAGUUCGAUAUCCAAGAGUCAAGCCACAAUAGUCAAGGAGGCGGACACUAAACCUAAGCGAGAGAGCAUCCUCACAAGGUCCCUGAUCUUCCAGAGAGCAAGGAAGGGGUCUGAAAAAGAAGAGGGAGAAAAAGAGGAGGGAUCAGAUGAGAAUAGAACAGAACCACUGAAGGCAACGUCUCGUUUGGAGAGGUGCUCAAUUGUCAGCAUUCUACGCAGUCCCAGCAAAGGGAGACGAAUGGAGUUUUUAAGCCCCACUGAGUGUCCUUCAGAUGGGCUGUUAUCACCAAGCGAUGGUUCUGGGUCUACAGCACCUCCACAAUCACAACUAGCACCAACUACAGAACCACCUAAACUGGUCCCAGUAGAGCAAACCCUAGCUAAGAAUGACAGCCGUGGUACCCAGUCUGGUUCUCAGGUUAUUCUAAAACCUAGCAAGGACAUUGGGCUUGCCGUGAUACCUGACCUCAAAGCAACUUCAAGAGACCCCACAGUCACUCUUUUAACAGACACUAACGCUCCCUCUCCUCCCAAAGGUACCCAGACUAGUUCCCAGGUUGUACCGAAACCUACGAAAGAUGAUGGACCUACCCUGGCACGUGACUUGAAAACAAAUUCAGCAGACCCUCCAGUCACCAUGUUAACAGACACUAAUGCUCCUCCACCUAGUUGUACCGAGUCUGGUUCCCAGGUUGUUCUAAAACCUACCAAGGAUGAUGGACUUGCCAUGACACCUGACCUCAAAACAACUUCAGGAGACACCACAGACACUAUGUUAACAGACACUAAAGCUCCUUCUCCUCCCAAUGGUACCCAGACUAGUUCCCUGUUUGUACCAAAACCUAUGAAAGAUGAUGGACCUACACUGACACCUGACUUGAAAACGACUUCAUUAGACCCUCCAGUCACCAUGUUGACAGACAUUAAAGCUCCUCCAACAUCUAGUUAUACACAGUCUGGUUCACAAUAUGUUCUAAAACCCAUCAAGGAUGAUGAACCUGCCAUGACACCUGAUCUCAGAACAACUUCAAGAGACCCCACAGUCACUAUGUUUACAGAAUCUAAUGCCCCACCACUUCUCAUCAGUACCCAGACUGGUUCUGAUGUUGUUCUGCAACCUGAUGGACCGACCCUGAAAACAACUCCAGUAGAUCCCACCGUCACUAAAGUAAGAGAUGCUAAUGCUCCUCCGCCACUUCCUUCCUUUGAUGACAUCAAGUUGCCUAGUUUCCUGGAGGAAUUUCUUCCAAAGGAACCUGAAAAUGCUCAACCAACAAAUAAGAUCGACCCACUGGUGGCUAGAGAAAGUGCUUUCAUACCUGGCCUAGUGGAUCUGAAUAAGGCUGCUGAUGGGAAGAUCCCAGAAGAUACGAUUCCACCGGCACCUGUAGUUCCAGCGGCUCAAAUCCCUCAAGCUAAACCUCAGAGAGAACUACCAAAUAUUCCAGCUGCUCGCGGAAUCCACCGGCGACCUGGAAAGAUUGUGAUAUUUGAGCACCAUCAGUUCAGCGGUCAGUCCUUUGAGUUCUUCAGGGAUCAACCUGAUGUCACUCACAUGCAACUGUCCAGUGUCAUAUCUAUUAAAGUGGUCAGAGGAUGCUGGAUACUUUAUGAGAAACCAGGAUUUGAGGGACGAUGCAUCGCUCUGGAAGAGGAAGGAGUUAUAGAACUGCCCAAUCAAUGGGCAGAAGAGGGUGAAGAGACAUCUGUGGUCAUUGGCUCAAUUCGACUGGCUAUCAGAGACUACACUCCUCCCCGGAUAGAGCUGUUCACUGAGCCCGCUGGCAGGGGCAGAAGCUCUGAGUAUGUGGAUUACACAGAAGAAGUGGGCAGUUUCAGCCAUCCUCAGAACACCGGCUCUAUUAAAGUCCACAGUGGUCUCUGGCUGGUUUACAUUGAUCCGGGUUUCCAGGGUCUGCUGGCGGUUCUGGAAACCGGAGAGUAUCUGUUCCCGGAGGACUGGGGUUUUCCGUCGCCCGCAGUCGGCUCUCUGAGGCCUCUGCGUAUGGGCGCUCUGAGAGUGGAGAAGCCGAAUGCAGUCGAGGCCGUGGUGUAUGAAAAGGCCGGUCUGGAGGGCCGAUGUGUGGAGGUUCAGGGAGACGUGACAGAAAACCACGGACUGGACAGAGUGGAAUCACUGAAGAUCCUCGGAGGCCUGUGGGUGGGAUACGAUGGCCAGGAGUUCGAGGGGCAGCAGUUCGUUCUGGAGGAAGGAGAGUAUCUGGACUGGACAGAUUGGGGCGGGACGAGGGAAACGCUCCUCUCUCUGCGGCCCGUUUUCAUGGAUUUCUCCUCCCCUCAUAUGAAGAUGUUUAGUGAGCCGGACUUCUCCGAGCGCGGCGUCUGCAUCGACCUCCUGGAGCCGCUGGAAAACACCGCAAACACGCGCUACGGCCUGCAGACGCGCUCCAUCGAGGUCCUGUCCGGAGUGUGGGUGGCGUUCGAGGGUCCGGGGUUCUCCGGUCAGCAGUAUAUUCUGGAGAAGGGUCUGUACGGAAGCCCGGAGGACUGGGGCUCAUCCCAUAGCCAGAUCUCCUCCGCCGUCCCCGUCAUUCUGGAAAAUGUAGAAAACUCCUGCCACUUCCAGAUUGAGCUGUUCUCUGAGUCUGGAUUUGGUGGGACGUCUGUCCUGCUGCAGGACUCGUUACCCACAAUGCCUGGCGGCUUCAGCGUGCGCUCCUGCAGGGUUCAUGCCGGAAGCUGGCUGGCGUUUAGCCGUGAGAGUUUCUCCGGUCAUCAGUGUGUCCUGGAGGAGGGUUUUUAUCCUGAUCUGUGUACGAUGGGUUUCACACAGCCGGACGCAUCAGUGCUGUCGCUCCAGCCCACGGGACACGAGCUCUCGGUGCCGGCAGCGGUGCUGUUCGAGCGCUCUGGACUCAGAGGAAGGAGGACGGUCCUGAAGUCGGGUUCAGUGAAUCUACAGCUGACGCACAGCUGCUCCAGAGUCUCAUCUGUGCUGGUGCUCGGCGGCAUGUGGGUUCUGUACGAGGAUCAUAACUUCAGAGGCUCUCAGUUGCUGCUGAAGCCCGGCGCUGUUCCUGAUUGGCCCAAACUCUCCUCCUGGCUGCGAAUCGGAUCGCUUCGGCCGCUCAUGCAGAAACAAGUGCAUUUCCGUCUGCGGAGCAAAGAGGCGGGGCUACUGAUGUCCGUCAGCGGCUCAUUGGACGACAUCAAACUGAUGCGUAUCCAGGUGAGCGAGGAAAGGGGCGGAGCUGAGCAGAUCUGGACCUAUCAGGACGGUCAAUUACAGUGCAAGAGUCUGCUGGAUGUGUGUGUGGACGUGAGUUCUGGUGUCCUGAUGUCCGGAAGCAGAGUCGUUCUCUCCGCUGAAGCCGGAAAACCGCAGCAGCUCUGGAACGUCACGAGUGACGGGAUCAUCCGGAGCCACGCCAGACCAGAGCUCGUGCUGGAGGUCAAAGGAGGUCAACAGUUCGACAAACACCAGAUUAUUCUGAACGAAUUCCACGCAGACAAACUGAAUCAGCGCUGGUCUCUGGAGAUCCUCUGAGCUCUGCUGCGGAGCUGCGCCAGGUGGACCGGCACCCUGUGAGGCAGCUGCACCAGAGGGACCAUCAACUGUGGAAAUCUCAUUCUCAUGAGAGCCAGUGGAUUGAAUAUGACCAUAAUCCACUGGGCAUCGUGUUAUUAUUUUACUUUUUUUUUUCAAGAACUCUCAGAUUUGAGCGCACACUUGAACAAUAAUAACUAUUUUCCUUUGUGUAAAUUGCAUGAACGUACGAAUAAUGGUAGUCCAAGGCACUAUUCUUACGAGUUGAAUCAUCCCUUGCACCCAAAGAGCACCGAGACUAGAAACCUAAUACCCCGUUCAGCACUUCUUUUGCAUUCUUUAUUUCGACGCAUGAACGUACCUGUUUGGACAUUGAUCUCAGCUGUAUUAAAACACAAGGCUUGUUUGUAAAUAAA
Sinocyclocheilus anshuiensis is the source of this 14490-nucleotide messenger RNA. RefSeq lists its product as uncharacterized. The coding region runs from base 80 to 14074 and encodes 4664 amino acids. The transcript has 28 exons. The record is from RefSeq and is a predicted model, not a curated record. NCBI's taxonomy places the organism in Eukaryota, Metazoa, Chordata, Actinopteri, Cypriniformes, Cyprinidae.